UCGAGCCAUCUGCUUGACGCGAAGGUGUACAGUUUGUCCCAAUGUGCUUCCCCUGUACGCUCGCCUUCCUGCGGAUAGCCGAUUAAUCUAAAGGUAACAUCCCGAGCGUUACCAGUGACUGUCAUGAAUCUGAGGUUGAAAACGUUACUCACCGGAUUUUGUUUGUUCAGCUUCGUUUCUGCUACAAUACUCUUCUGCCUUCUCCACCGGCACAACACAAGCAAGACAGUGGACAAAAAGGUGGGCAAACAAAUUUUUCACGGCGCCCUCAGUGCAAACAGGAAAGAGGAUUUUCGCAGGAUAGCUGUCAACGACGCAUCAGAAAUAUCAGCAGACCUUUCCGCUGCAAGCACGAAUGCCAUAGUUGGUCAUGCGUAUCAGGAUGUAACCGAAUGCUUUUCGGAAGGAACUAUCUCAGGAACGAGAAGCUCGACAUGCGUCUGCAAAAAGGGCUGGAAUGGGCUGGACUGCUCCAUUCCGGACGCCGUUUGGUUUACCGAAGCCUUCGAAAUUUGGUAUUCCAUGGGCAAUAUUCGACGCCGUUCGAGGCCGCGCACUAUAAUCAGCGGAAUGGUAUUCAACCACGAGUUAGACCUUCUGGAAAUCCGCGUAAAAGAGCUGGGCGAUGCUGUCGACUACUAUCUCGUUGUCGAGUCAACUUACGCCUAUUCCGGCGUGGAAAAGCCACUCCACCUCCGAUCGAACUUGAGUGCCGGAUUUCUGCGUGAGCAUGCGCACAAGAUUGUCCCGAUAUCGGUGGACUUCUACAACUACGACGAUGGCAAUCCGUGGGGCCCCGAAAACUACCUCCGUACAUCCGUUUGGUACGAAGGUCACCGUCGUCUCAAAAACAUCAGCGAUGACGACCUUUUCAUCAUGUCCGAUGCUGACGAGAUACCUAGCCGAGACGUGGUGCUCUUCCUGAAACAUCAUGACGGAUACGGUGAACCGAUAUUAUUGAGCCUGCGAUGGUUUAUGUACGGCUUCUUCUGGGAGAACAGUGUGCCGGUGAAUGUCAGUGGUGUGUGCACGGUAGCCUUUAUGCGAGAAGUCUACGGAAACGACUCGCUGCGUCUCCGUUCGGAGACAACCUUUACGACCACCUACGUGAAUAACAUGUGGAACACGGGGACGUUCAGUGAAAUGUGGAUCAUACAGGGCACAUCACCACGAUACGCAGGGUGGCAUUGUUCAUGGUGUUUUGAAGCGGAAGGCAUACAGGUCAAGCUGGCAGCAGCGCAGAGGGACGACGGAGUGCGCUGGGGUGACAUCGCCGAGAAAACGGACAUCGGAUACAUCAACUCACUCAGGAAGACGGGAUAUUUCUUCGACGAUAGCGGGCCACUCGAACGCUGUGACGCGUACGAUGCGGCUCCAGGAUACGUCAGGGAAAAUGCCGAACGAUUUAGGUGGCUGAUGCGACCAUAGAAUCACAGGGCCAAUAUAUUAUGUACAUAGUGUCCUCUUCUCAAAUAAAAGAAAGCUUAUCGUAUGAAAUCACUGAAUAAAACAUC
Molecule: messenger RNA, 1514 nt
Organism: Dermacentor albipictus
Lineage: Eukaryota; Metazoa; Arthropoda; Arachnida; Ixodida; Ixodidae
Source: RefSeq, a predicted model, not a curated record